ACUAAAAAAAAGAAGAAUGUUGAUCAUAACCUUAAAAUGUUAGAAAUAUUGAAAUUAAAUUAGAAUAUAAAAUAAUUAUUGUAAAUAUAGUGAGUGUUGUAAUUUAUUAAUAAGUAUUAAAAUGAAUUGUAUAAUUCCCGGUCCAAAUUUAAAAGUAUUUUCAAAAGCACUUCACGCACUGGCAAAAAUUGGAGAUGACUUGUAUGUUGAAGCAACUAAGGAACGAUUAUGUCUCGUUACUUUAAAUCUACGAAAAACUGUGUGUGUUCGACUCCAUCUGCUAGAAAUAUUCUUCUCGAAUUAUGAGAUUGAUGAUAACCAGUUAGGUGACAAAACACAAACAGUAUCAUGUAAAAUUCAUAUGAAAACGUUGUUGCCUUUGUUUAAAGGGCACAACUUAGAUAAAAAGCUAGACUAUGUAAAAAUUGAAUAUGAAAACAACAACGAUUUUAUAAUAUUCAAAAUGAAAUACAAAUGUGACGACAUAUUGAUGACACAUAAUCUUCGUUUGAUGGAAUCAGAAACGUUAACCAUAGACAUUUCAUCCGAGUCAGGUUGCAAUACUAUCGUAACGACCAGCACAUUUUACAAUCAGCUUCUAAAUAUGUUCAGUAAUAGUGACGAUGAAAUCUUGUUUGAAGUUACCAAAAGCCAAGCGAUUAUUAGGAAUUAUUAUGUAGGUGCCCCUGUUCGACCAAAGUCUGUAAGAAGUCAAGUAAGCCCAAAUGGAUCAGAAUUCACAAUAUUCCAAAUAGACCAAGAAACAACGAUAAAUUUUUCGUUGAAACCAUUUCGAACUGCUAUACAGUUUGCGGAGGGAUUCAAUUUGAACAUUAGCCUUAACUUUGAAACAGGGGGAAGGCCUCUUUCUGUGGUGAUGAAAAACCCAACCUUCGAAAUGAAUUUUCUAAUAGCUACACUAAAUCCUUACAACGACAACCAAAGUACAAUCGCGACAUCUAUACCAGCAAGAAUAACACAAGCAAACAGUGAAGGGGUUAAUGAUAUAACCAUGGACGAUCAAGAAGCACUACUCAAUGAAAAUUGGGACGAUUUCAGCAUCGAUACAAAUAAAACAUCCAAAUCAUCAGAUAAGAAGAGGAGUAAGAAGACAUUUAGUUUUCGUGAAGUAUUAGAAAAGGAUAAGACGAAAAGCGGCAGCAUUAACAGCGAUGAAAACUGUGAUAACAAUCAUAACUCACCAAUGGAUGUAGAUGAUGAUGUUGUGCAGAGAUCUCCUGAAUCACCUACGAGGAAAAAAGCUAAGCUAGUGUUUGGAAAGUGUUUCGAAUCAACAUUCUCAAGGGAUAAUCUCGGUAGUGUGUUAGCACCCAACUCAGACUCAGAAUAGAGUGUAACUACUCAAAAAACUGUUAUUUCUUCAUCAGUUUAUUUGUUAUAGAAUAUUAGUGAGAUGUGACCUUCUUCAUAGAGAUUAGGUUAAUAAUUUAUUUUAUAAAUAUUCCAAAUAAUUCUGGACUGAACAUUAUACAGUAUGUCCCUGUAAGUUGUAUCCAUAUGGAAAACUUUUUUAUUAUUAAUUUUACGAAAAAAGUAAUUAUUUAUAAAAAGUUCUGCAUGGUCCAAAACCCAAGAUUCAACCAUCAGAUAUCAAAUUUUAUGAAUGUUUACGAGGUAUGUCAAAAAGUUUGAAUUUCACUCAAGAGUAGCUUUAUUUUUGAGAAUGUUGAAAAUUGCUAUUAUAAAAAGUUGUUUGGAAUUAAAAACUAUAUUCUAAUAUGCAAUUAAGUACAUCCUUUAUUAUUUUCUAUAUUUAAUAUUAUUUUCAGUUAUUUCAAUUCUGAUAAAUCUUUUAUUAUUAAUUUUACGAAAAAAAGUGAUUCUAAAACCUAAAAUACAAUCAUCUUAUAUCAAAUUUAUACGAGGUAUGUCAAAAAAAUAUUUCAAUUAGAAGGAUGUAAUUAAUACUGAAACAUAGUUUUUAAUUCUAAAUAACUUUUCAUAAUAACGAUUUUCGAUAUUGUGAAAAAUAAAUGUAUUUUACUCUUGAGCGAAAUUCAUAUUUUUUGACAUAUUUCGUAUAAAAUUGAUAACAUUUGACAUAAGAUGGUUGUAUUUUAGGUUUUAGACCAUUUUAGGUUUUAUUAAAAAUCACUUUUUUUGGUAAAAUUAAUAAUGAAAGAGUUAUCUGAAUUGAAAUAACUGAAAAUAAUGUUAGUUAUCCACUUUUUUUCAAAAAAAAAUUUUCAAUUAGAAGGAUGUAAUUGCAUACUAGAAUAUAGUUUUUAUUUCCAAACAAAUUUUCAGAAUAGCAAUUUUCAAUAUUGUGAAAAAUGUACUUUAGUCUUGAGUGAAAUUCAAACUUUUUGACAUACCUCGUAUAAUAUUCAUAAAAUUGGAUAUUUGAUGGUUAAAUCUUAGGUUUUGGGCCAUGCAGAGCUUUUUAUGAAGAAUAAUUUUUGUUCAUAAAAUUAAUAAUAAAAAAGUUUUCUAUAUGGAUACAACUUACAGGGACAUACUGUAGUAUGUAGGCACUUUUUCUUCUUUCGAAGUUCUUGAUCAUUAUGACUAUGGUUCAUUCCACCAACAUACGCCUGUUUUGGAUUAUCGCAAUAACGAAUAUUUCAGUGUGCAACAUAAGAAGUACGAAAGUAAAUGGCUCUAAUAAUUAUUCCAUUAAACAGUAAUGUAAUUUGCAAUUUAUUUUCGUUCUUCAUAUUUUGCACAAUAAAAUAUUCGUUGUCGAAAUAAUCCAACACACGCGUAUAUUCGUGGAAUAGGGUAUAUUUGUAUUCUGUUUACAGCUUCUUAGAAAAGCAAUUAAACCACCCCCUGAAAUUGCACUGCCAUGAUAUUCAUUGCCUUCCAACGCUAUGCUUUUCUAAAAUCUUUCCCUGCGUGAUAUUCUGACGAAGCUGUUAUUUUGUUACUCUCAUGUGGCCAAGGUAUUGUAGGCACUCAUUUGACAUAUUUUCAAUAUCAUAUACUUCUCUAAGUGGUUACAGUUUAAUGUUGGUCUUAAGCUAUUUUGUUUAAAAUAGCCUUUUCAGAUCAUUUACAUUGAAAUUUUGGCCACACUGCAAGUUCUCUAUAAUAUUUUACUCCUUUCGUUGAUCUUCCAAUAAGCUUCUCUGUUUUGUCUUUUAAUUAAUGCCAAAUAAUUACUGUUUUGAGGUUCAUUCUUAUUUUCAACAAUCUUCUCCAAAAUUAAAGAAAAUCUCUAUUUGUUUUAUUUUUAGUCAAGUGGUGUCACUUGUGGAAAGAAGUUGAUGAAUAUUUUUAAGUGUAAAAAUGUAUAUAAACGAUCAGCUAGGUUUAAUUUGAAUUAAGCCUUUUAUUCGUAGUAAAAAUGUCAAGUAAUUUAUAUUUUGUAAAUAUAUAUUUUUUAUCAUAUAAA
Messenger RNA from Diabrotica virgifera virgifera (western corn rootworm), 3358 nucleotides. Its product is annotated as cell cycle checkpoint control protein RAD9B-like. Lineage: Eukaryota; Metazoa; Arthropoda; Insecta; Coleoptera; Chrysomelidae. Bases 122 to 1351 code for a protein of 409 amino acids. Gene Ontology annotation, biological process: mitotic intra-S DNA damage checkpoint signaling; DNA repair; cellular response to ionizing radiation. The transcript has 5 exons. Gene Ontology annotation, cellular component: checkpoint clamp complex. The record is from RefSeq and is a predicted model, not a curated record.